UUCGUCCAGCAGCUGAGAUGCGAGGCGUGUGGUGGGCGUUCCAGUGGUGCUCGCUGUUUUUUUUCUUCUCCGCGUCGCACAUGUGCAUGCAUCGCAGGAGCGCGUUUGAGCAGGGGCGCACCGCAUACCACUGGGUUUGUUUUUCCUGCAGGAUGUGGAUGUGGCAGCAGGAGAUGCACAGUGAACAGUGAAAAUCCAUCAAUGUAAACCUAAAACAGCACCGCGACUGUCCUCCUUUUUUCCAUGGACUAACGGGUCAGUUGGCCAGCGUUAGCUCCCAGCCGCCAUGACAGAGUCGUCAGAGGUGCAGAAGAAGUGGCUGGCGGUCAGGGGCCGCCUGGGCUCCUCCCAGGACUCAGACCCCCCGCCCGAGGCCAACCUGGAGAGCGCCGACCCGGAGCUGUGCAUCCGGCUGCUGCAGGUGCCCACCGUGGUCAACUACUCUGGGCUGAGGCGCCGGCUGGAGGGCAGCGACCAGGCGUGGAUGGUGCAGUUCCUGGAGCUCAGCGGCCUCGACCUGCUGCUGGAGGCCCUGGACCGGCUGUCGGGGCGGGGCUGCUCGCGCAUCGCCGACGCCCUCCUGCAGCUCACCUGCGUCAGCUGCGUGCGGGCGGUGAUGAACUCCUCGGCGGGGAUCCACUUCAUCGUGGAGAACGAGGGCUACAUACGCAAGCUGUCCCAAGCGCUGGACACGUCCAACAUCAUGGUGAAGAAGCAGGUGUUUGAGCUACUUGCCGCCCUCAGUAUGUUCUCCUCAGAUGGAUACCGCCUGGCGUUGGACGCCCUCGACCACUACAAGGGUGUGAAGACCCAGCAGUAUCGGCUCAGUGUCAUCAUGAACGAACUGCUGGCCACAGACAACGUGCCCUACAUGGUGACCUUGCUCAGCGUCAUCAACGCCACCAUCUUUGGGGCGGAGGACCUCAGACAGCGAGAUAAGAUGAGGAAGGAGUUUAUCGGGCUACAGUUGCUAGAUUUACUACCUAAAUUGAGGUGA
Gadus macrocephalus (Pacific cod) is the source of this 997-nucleotide messenger RNA. RefSeq names its product inverted formin 2 (gene inf2). Gene Ontology annotation, molecular function: actin binding; small GTPase binding. The transcript is spliced from 5 exons. Gene Ontology annotation, biological process: actin cytoskeleton organization. Bases 287 to 997 code for a protein of 236 amino acids. NCBI's taxonomy places the organism in Eukaryota, Metazoa, Chordata, Actinopteri, Gadiformes, Gadidae. The record is from RefSeq and is a predicted model, not a curated record.